AUGCCAUACAUCCUCAUUCACCCCCUUCCUCCACCACGACACAACCCCUACUACCCCUCUCUCCCCACAUUCACCACCUCCUCGCGCGCGAUAGCGCACUUCUUCUACAGUCACGGUUGGCGCGCCCGACAUGUCUACAUUUCCUCCCCACCGUCGCCUGAUGGCAGCUCAGCUACGGCGUCGCCGACAGGUUCGCCGUCGAGCUCGCACUCUUUGUCCCUAUCGACCACGAGUCUGGGAUAUAUUGAUGCUUUCACACUGUCCCUUUCCCGCGCUUCUCUACCCGACGACGAGGCGCUUUGCUGUCGCGCCAGCACCGGCAGUUCAAUCCUCUCCUGCGGCGCCAUCAUCGAACUGCACUGCUACGCCAUCCCCAUCAACAAGUCCAUCUUCCACGGUCCCUCUGCAACUAAGCUUCAGAUCAAACACUUCCUGUGGUACGCACAUCCACACAUCUCCUUCGAAGUCUCGGGAGGAGUCGUAGAUCUCCACCUACCGAACCAAGAAGCCAUGGCGCUGCAGAAGGAAGCAGAUGAGGAAUUUUGGCGGACAGAGAGAAAGACUCUCCGCAUCAAAAACAGAAAGGCGAGGGAGGCUAGAGAGAAGGCAAAUGAGGCGGUCAAGGAUAUAAGGGAAGCAUUGAAGGCGUUCAAGGAGAAAAGAGGCGGUAGAGGAAGUGGUAGAUGAAGAGGUGGAUGAGCAGAUAGAUGAAGAGCUGGGUAGACAGUGGGAGGUCGCCGAGUGUACGCUGUAAGCAAGUGGGAAUUUGGUAUGCGAGGAGGCUGGGCAGCGGUUAAGGAAGAUGGGG
Messenger RNA from Macroventuria anomochaeta, 808 nucleotides. RefSeq lists its product as uncharacterized. The record is from RefSeq and is a predicted model, not a curated record. The coding region runs from base 1 to 687 and encodes 228 amino acids. NCBI's taxonomy places the organism in Eukaryota, Fungi, Ascomycota, Dothideomycetes, Pleosporales, Didymellaceae. The transcript has a single exon.